This is a messenger RNA of Synchiropus splendidus (mandarinfish), 6047 nucleotides long. It is a transcript of the gene ago4, whose product is annotated as argonaute RISC component 4. The record is from RefSeq and is a predicted model, not a curated record. Gene Ontology annotation, molecular function: RNA binding; protein binding. The transcript is spliced from 18 exons. Lineage: Eukaryota; Metazoa; Chordata; Actinopteri; Syngnathiformes; Callionymidae. The coding region runs from base 163 to 2802 and encodes 879 amino acids.
GAGCCAGAAGCAGCAGCGGCGGUUCAGGUCAGCAGUCAUCCCUGCAUAUCUAUAUUCCCUUUUCUUAAUUUAGCCACUUUAAGCUUCGCGAUACCGCCCCCAAUUUCAGCGUCGGUACGGAGCCGCCAGGCCGGGACAGAGACGGAGAGAGAGGCCUCGGCCAUGGAAGCGCUCGGACCCGGCCCGCCCGCCCCAGCGUCUCUGUUCCAGCCUCCUCGGCGUCCCGGCCUUGGCACGGUGGGGAAACCCAUCCGGCUCCUUGCCAACCACUUCCAGGUGCAGAUUCCCAAGAUUGAUGUCUAUCAUUAUGAUAUCGACAUCAAACCUGAGAAACGGCCUAGGAGGGUCAACAGAGAAGUGGUGGACACAAUGGUGCGGCACUUCAAGAUGCAAAUCUUUGGAGACCGACAGCCAGGUUAUGACGGGAAGAGGAACAUGUACACAGCACAUCCACUGCCAAUAGGAAGAGACCGGGUGGAUCUGGAAGUGACGCUGCCAGGGGAGGGGAAGGAUCAGACGUUCAAGGUGUCAUUGCAGUGGGUGUCUGUGGUCAGUCUUCAGAUGCUACUGGAAGCUCUGUCAGGUCACCUGAACGAGGUUCCAGAGGACUCUGUUCAGGCUCUGGAUGUCAUCACACGUCAUCUUCCUUCCAUGAGGUAUACACCAGUGGGGCGUUCGUUUUUCUCACCUCCUGAGGGCUACUACCAUCCACUGGGAGGUGGCAGGGAGGUUUGGUUUGGUUUCCAUCAGUCUGUCCGUCCUGCCAUGUGGAACAUGAUGCUGAACAUCGAUGUGUCUGCCACCGCUUUCUAUCGGGCUCAACCUGUGAUUGAGUUCAUGUGUGAGGUACUUGACAUCCAGAACAUCAACGAACAGACCAAACCACUGACCGACUCGCAACGUGUAAAAUUCACCAAGGAAAUUAGAGGUUUAAAAGUUGAAGUCACACAUUGUGGACAGAUGAAGAGAAAGUAUCGAGUUUGCAAUGUGACCCGUCGUCCUGCCAGCCACCAAACGUUCCCCCUACAGCUGGAGAAUGGUCAAGCCAUGGAGUGCACCGUAGCCCAAUAUUUCAAACAGAAGUACAAUCUGCAGCUAAAGUAUCCUCAUUUGCCCUGUCUGCAAGUCGGCCAGGAACAGAAGCACACCUACCUUCCCCUGGAGGUCUGUAACAUCGUAGCAGGCCAGCGCUGCAUCAAGAAGCUCACUGACAACCAAACAUCCACCAUGAUCAAAGCUACCGCUCGCUCAGCCCCCGACAGACAAGAGGAGAUCAGUAGACUGGUGAAAAGCAACAGCAUGGUUGGGGGUCCAGACCCUUACCUGAAGGAGUUUGGCAUCGUGGUCCACAACGACAUGACCGAGGUCACGGGACGUGUUCUCCCAGCACCCAUGCUGCAGUAUGGGGGCCGGGUGAGUACAGACACUGGGCGGGACUGUGGCAGGGGACUCUCUCCGCAGAACAAGACCGUCGCCACACCCAAUCAGGGCGUGUGGGACAUGAGAGGAAAGCAGUUUUACGCUGGUAUCGAGAUCAAGGUUUGGGCUGUGGCCUGCUUCGCCCCUCAGAAACAGUGUCGAGAGGAUCUGCUCAAGAGCUUCACUGACCAGCUGCGGAAGAUCUCCAAGGAUGCAGGGAUGCCCAUCCAAGGCCAGCCGUGCUUCUGUAAAUACGCCCAGGGAGCUGACAGUGUGGAGCCCAUGUUCAAACACCUCAAGAUGUCCUAUGUUGGCCUUCAGCUUAUUGUGGUCAUCCUGCCAGGAAAAACCCCUGUAUAUGCUGAGGUGAAGCGUGUGGGUGACACCCUCCUGGGCAUGGCCACCCAGUGUGUCCAGGUGAAGAAUGUAGUCAAGACCUCCCCACAGACCCUCUCCAAUCUUUGCCUGAAAAUCAACGCCAAGCUCGGCGGCAUCAACAACGUCCUGGUGCCGCAUCAGAGGCCCUCUGUGUUCCAGCAGCCUGUGAUCUUCCUGGGUGCAGACGUCACUCAUCCUCCGGCAGGCGACGGAAAGAAACCUUCGAUCGCUGCUGUGGUGGGGAGCAUGGACGGUCACCCCAGUCGGUACUGUGCUACGGUGCGAGUCCAGACGUCUCGACAGGAUAUGUCCCAGGAGCAACUCUUCAGUCAGGAGGUCAUCCAGGAUCUGACCAACAUGGUGAGGGAGCUGCUCAUUCAGUUUUACAAGUCAACUCGCUUCAAGCCCACACGCAUCAUCUACUACCGCGGCGGUGUGUCGGAGGGUCAGAUGAAACAGGUUGCAUGGCCCGAGCUGAUUGCCAUCAGGAAGGCGUGUAUCAGCCUGGAGGAGGAUUACAGGCCCGGCAUCACUUACAUCGUGGUCCAAAAGCGCCACCACACCCGUCUCUUCUGCUCCGAUAAAGCUGAGAGGGUGGGCAAGAGCGGCAACGUCCCUGCCGGCACCACAGUGGACAGCACCAUCACACACCCGUCUGAGUUCGACUUCUACUUGUGCAGCCACGCUGGCAUCCAGGGAACCAGCCGUCCGUCCCACUAUCACGUCUUGUGGGAUGACAACUGCUUCACGGCCGAUGAGCUGCAGCUCCUGACCUACCAGCUCUGUCACACCUAUGUCCGCUGCACACGCUCCGUUUCAAUCCCGGCGCCGGCCUACUACGCCCGGCUGGUGGCUUUCCGAGCCCGGUACCACCUGGUGGACAAAGACCAUGACAGCGCCGAGGGCAGCCACGUGUCGGGCCAGAGCAACGGCCGGGACCCCCAGGCCUUGGCGAAGGCGGUCCAGAUCCACUACGACACCCAGCACACCAUGUAUUUCGCUUAAGCUAGCGAGCGCAUCAAUCAAACUUCCCCUCCUCCUCCACCUCCUCUUCCUCUUUCACUUCAGUGUGUUUGUAUCCUCGACGCCAGUCCUUUCUUUCUCCGUAUCGUCCGUCUCUUCGCACACACACUUAUGUAUCAGCACCAAAGCGGCUCUUGGACAUGGUCUCAGUGUCCAGCAGCUCUUAGACGGGACAACCAGCGUUCCCCAUCGAGCCGCCAUGAAACCAGCAACCCAGCACUGACGGUCCCCGCCGCGGGUUCCGGACGCAUCGAAGGAAGCAAACCAGAUCCGCAGAAUAAGUUGAGCCAUUAUUUUGUUUUUCUGUACAACGUCUGCACUCUUUUUUUUUUUUUUUCCUUUUUUUGUUUUUGUUUUAUAACAACACAACCUGAACUGGCGUCAUCCGGGCCAGCGGCCAUCUUUAGCUCACCUAGCUAAGCCAGGACUCUUAUCUACUUUUUACCUCAAAGCCCUUUUGGGCACAAUCUGUCACAAGGUCUUGGGUUUAUGGGGUGGUGGGGGGAGGGAUCUCGUUUGGAGACGGACGGGAGCUGACCUUUUCAGAAAGAUAUAUUUUUUUCCUUUUUAUGCGCGUGUGUUUUUAGAUUUCCUCCUUCACUGUCUUUUACAAGCGAGGUGACCUGGGUGUCCAUGCCCAUAACUACUUUCCUCCCAUGUUGCGUGUAUGUGUGCGUGCAUAUCUGUAUAUACAUAUACUGCUGUGUGUGUGCGUGUGUGCGUGUGUUUGUGUCAGAGAGAUUUUCAUGGCAGGCCACUGAAUUGUAAAGGGAAAUCGACGAGUUAACUGCUGUAAAUGCCUCAGAUGUGUUGUUUUUAUAUUCACACAUACAGUAAACAUAUAUUUACAUCUAUAAAGCGACAGUGAGACAUAUGAACCCAGACAGACCUGGGUCGCUUAUUUUAAUUGAAAUCGACUUCAUAUUGGUGGGCGGAGCUUGGCUCCUUUGGGAUCAACUCAACCUCAAAGGUGGGUCUGAUGUGUAGCAGUAGUAACCGUGGUCUGGUCUGGGACUGGCUCAGCAUUGGGACCUGUUGGGCUGAAGGUGUUCCAAACCUCCUCAGCCUUUUUUUUUUUUAUCUCUGUGUCAAGAUCCUUUUUUUUGUUUUGGACCUGAUGAUCUAACAGAUUAUAUAGUUUGUUGUUUUUAGACAUAUAACGGGCCGGGAACCAGCAUACCUUUGUUCAGUCUCCUUUCUGGCCAAUUCAUUGCACUGACCCGGGACGCUAGGCAAGCAACAGAGGGCGCUCUCGACCUCUCUUACCUUUAUGCAUUUAUACAUACGAAUCAACAAAGCAGAUUUGUAAAAGUUUAAUAUAAGAUGUUUUUUUUCUGGUUAUCUUAAGACGUUGUUUAGAAACAAGUAGUUGAUGUUGUUGUUGAUGUUGUCGUUGUUGUGCUAUCGUGAUGAAAUGUUUUGGGCAGUGACGCUGGGUGUGUAGUGACCAGCGCAGGUGAAGGGGGGGUGUAGAUUUUUCUUUGGGUUGUUUUUGUAGCAUAAUAGCGAGGAGAAGAAGACGAACGGCCCCGGGGUGGAUGACAUCGUGUUUGUUAGCGAGGGAAGCGGCUCGGAAGCGCCGCGUUCAGGGCGACAAUCUCGGAUCAAAUUUGUUUCAAAGCGGAAGUGGUAUUUUUAGAAUUUCUAAAAACGGUUUCUAUUACUCUGUGUAUAAAUAUAAUCAUUGUAAUCUAUUUAAAUGUUUUUCAUGUUUUUAACGGACAUUUUUAAACACUGGAUUAAAGCUAGUAAGCUCGGCGACCCCCUCCGUAAGCUAUUUUUGACUGUCACGGUAAAACCUACAUGGCUACUUUCACAACAUGCGAGCACAACCACGAAUUGUUGUUUUGGAGUCACGGUGACUCGCAUCGUUGCGGGAUGCAGCUUCCCAAACAACCGGAGAUUCUCCUGCGCAAACGUAGCCAUGUGUGACAGCUCCGAAAGUAGAACCACCGUAGCGUUGGGCGAUGGACGCGCGGGAACGUUGGUCGGCGGUGCACGCCUCACCAGGGGGGUCCGCUCGCUGAAAACCCUUUUGUAAUAAACCACCCGUAAAGCAGCAGGUUUACUAUGAAUGAGUUUGAGCACCUUCCUGUUGAAGGCGUGCACACGGGUGUCGGCCUCGGAGCGCUAGGGCGCGGGAAUUAAAGGGUGUUUUUACGGUGGGCGUUCGCAGGUGUGGAACUCCUCUGCACUGAUCUCCACAUUCACCAAAUUCCAUUUCUAUAAAGAACCGUGACGCAGCAAUAUUACCCGACUUCAGUCUCUCACCAUCUGGGGAAGCUCAUUCUUACCGUUGUGGUGGUUGUUCUACUCGCUAUCGUGUCUCUGUUCUUAAUUUUUUUUCUUAUUUUCUAUUUAAUUUGCUUGUAUCAAUCAGUGGGAAUGUGCAUUUGGUGGUAUAGUUGUGUAGCAUUAGACUAUUUUCGUUCCGAAAUGUAACCUUUGCUCGCCUGCAUGCCGGAGUAUUGUCCUGUUUUUUUAAGAAAAAAAAGGAAAAAAAAUAUUUAUUAUCACAUCAGAAAAAUAUAAAAAAUCUUUUUUUUUUUUUGAAAAACGGAUGGAUUUUAUUGGGGCUUUUUUCCUUCUUUUUUAGGCUAGCAAUAUGUUGUUUUUUUUGUUUUUGUUUUUAUGUCGGUGAUGAUCUGGACUGGAUGGGAGAGGGGUCGGCUCUUUGCGCUGCGUUCACAUUUAAGCGAGGUAACUUCUUCAGUCCUGAACACGUGAAAGACCGGACCUCUCUCCGCUCACAGCCAGGUGACAGCAGCUGAGUGUCUCCAUGGCAACCAAGCUGACUCCUCCCCCACAUCCUCAGAAAUGCACUUCUUCGUGAACAGGUCGUCAUAGUGACCUUUCAAAAAAAAAAAACCAACAAAAAGCUCUGCAAAUUAUUUUUUAACGCAAUCAUUAUCAUAAUUAAUUUUGUGUAUUUUAAUUGUUUGACUAUCUCUUGUUUUUUUUUUUUUUUCUUGGGGGGGGGGAGAGCUCUGCUUUUCGGGUUCCUGAAGCUAUUCGUGAGUGGAACGCACCAUUUUCUGUCAAUGGUUUCGUUCCUGCUAUGUGAUUGGAUGUUGUACAAGAAAGGGGCGGAGCUUCACAUGGACCUGCCACUCUCAUGCUGUCCUUGCUCUAAUAUACAUGUUUGAAUACACCUUUCAUUUUUUUAGCCUGCAGGGAAUAUUGUGUUCAUGUGCAAAGUAAUAAAAUGUUUUUUUUAUGCCUCACAA